AUGAUUACUAGAAACAGAUCUAGUCAAAAUAGUACACAAGUUAGAGGUUUAACUAAAAAGCUUAAAUUUUGGUACCAAGCUGAAGAGGAUUUCUGGAAACAAAGGCAUAGAGAUGAUAAUAUAAGAUUUGAUGAUAGGAACACUGCUUAUUUCCACAAUAAAGCUAAUUUUAGAAGGAAAAGAACACAAAUUGAUACACUUCAAAGUAGAACUAGUAAUUGGCUUACUGAUAGGGAGGAUAUUGCUGAGGACUUGUUGCAUCAUUUUUCUAGCAUGAGUAAAACCACUAAUCCAGAUAGUCCUAAUUCUUAUAUGAACAAUGUCACUCUUUGCAUAACUCAAGCUGACAAUGACAUGCUUACUGAAUGUCCUACUUAUGAGGAAGUUAAAAAUAUUGUUUUUCAUAUGAAACAUUGGUCCUCUCCUGGCCCUGAUGGCUUCCCAACAGGCUUCUACCAAAUCAUGUGGGACACUGUGGGGCAGGAUGUUGUUAAUAUGGUUAGAUCUUUCUUUCAAUCUAAGCAUAUUUUAAAACAAUUUAAUCACAAUUUCAUCACCCUAAUACCUAAAACAAAUUGUCCUAAGCAUGUUGUUGAUUUCAGGCCUAUUAGCCUUUGCAAUGCGUCCUAUAGGAUCUUAGCCUCUAGACUGAAAAGAAUAUUGAGCAAAAUCAUUGCCUCAUACCAAUCUGCUUUUGUUCCUGGUAGACUCAUUCAAGAUAACAUAGUGAUAGCCCAUGAGAUGAUCCAUUCUCUAAAGAAAACUAAAGCCAAAUAUGGAGGUAUUGCUAUUAAACUUGACAUGUCAAAAGCUGUUGAUAGGGUUGAAUGGUCUUUCUUAAUUGCCAAUUUAAAAGCUCUUGGUUUUUCUGACAAUUGGGCUCUUAGAACUGCUGAAGAAUCUAAUUUGAUUCAUGGUUUUCAAGUAACUAAAGAUGCGCCUCCCAUCACUCAUCUGUUUUUUGCAGAUGAUUGCUUAGUGUUCAUCAAAUCUAGGAUUCAAGAAGCUAACCAUUUAGCUACUAUCAUAGACCGAUUCAGUAAGUUUUAUGGUCAAGCAGUUAACUUUGACAAGUCUGUUGUUGCUUUCAGCCCUAGAGUUCCAUGUAGAACUGUCCUUAUUCAGUCUGUUCUAGGUAAUACGGCUAACCAUCACCUUGCAGUCUUUACCAUGCCAAAAGAAAUUACUAACAAGAUGGAUUCUGUGCAAAUGAACUUUCAAUGGGAGAAGGAUGAGAAAGGUGGAGGUAUCUAUCCUAAAAGAUGGCUUGAUGUUACUCUCCAAAAAUGCCUAGGAGGUCUUAAUAUUAAAAGAACAGACAUUCUAAACCUUGCCCUGUUAACCAAGCUUGCUUGGAGAUUGGUAAACCAGCAAGAUGAACUGUGGGUCAAAAUUUUAUGUUGCAAGUAUUUUAGUAACAUUAACCCUUUGAGCGAUGCUGUUUCUUCACAGGGUCCUGGAUCUGAAAGGGAAUUUGUCAAGGACUUGAGAUUGUUAAGAGACAUUAUGUGUGGGAAGUAG
Papaver somniferum (opium poppy) is the source of this 1521-nucleotide messenger RNA. RefSeq lists its product as uncharacterized. The coding region runs from base 1 to 1521 and encodes 506 amino acids. NCBI's taxonomy places the organism in Eukaryota, Viridiplantae, Streptophyta, Magnoliopsida, Ranunculales, Papaveraceae. The record is from RefSeq and is a predicted model, not a curated record. The transcript has 3 exons.